GCGUUAGACACUCGAUAACCGCCAUCGAACCAGAACACACCAAGUGUAUCGUCUAAGUAUAUUUUGGGUUUUUGUUAUUCAGUAGCACCACUUGAAAAUGUUGUCUAAGGUGAUCAUCGGUUCUUGCGUGCUGUUGUACGUCACCCUGCAAGUCGUCCAGUGUUACCCACAAGGAUACGGACAUCACGACGAAGACGAACAUGUGGAUUACUACGCUCAUCCCAAGUACUCGUACAAAUACGGAGUGCAAGACCCGCACACGGGCGACUACAAAACUGCCCACGAGUACAGAGACGGAGACGUCGUCAAAGGUUCGUACUCAGUACAUGACCCCGACGGCACCUUGAGAACCGUUGAAUACACCGCCGACAAAGAGAACGGUUUCAACGCCGUCGUGCACAAGACCGGCCACUCCAACCAUCCCGAUCACUAUGAACAUUACUGAUCGAAGGGAAUGUAUUUAAAUAGCAAAGUGAAUUUGCUAAUCGAAUAAUACAGUCUACGGAGGCCAAACUAAUAUCUAUUUUAAAAGGACACGGAAGAGCUGAAAUACCAAUCUAGUCCUUAUAUUACCUUGUUUAACAUAUUCUUAUAUUAUAUUUUAAACUUAUUAUGUUGUAUCUACAAUUUAUGCUACUAUUUUAUAUAUCAAAUAAUAUAUCUUAUGUAUCAUAAGAUUUUGCGUAUUAUAUUACAUUAUGCAUAUAAUAUUAUAUUGCGUUACAUUAUAAUAACAUAUAAGUACUAAACAUGUUUUGAUGUAGAGAAAUGUUGUGGUUUAUUUGGUUUGUUCUUAUAAAAGUCUUGUUAUAAUAUGUAUAUUACCAUAAAUAUAUGACGUUUAUUUUUCUAUA
Adelges cooleyi (spruce gall adelgid) is the source of this 854-nucleotide messenger RNA. Its product is annotated as cuticle protein 19-like. Bases 98 to 445 code for a protein of 115 amino acids. The transcript has 4 exons. Lineage: Eukaryota; Metazoa; Arthropoda; Insecta; Hemiptera; Adelgidae. The record is from RefSeq and is a predicted model, not a curated record. Gene Ontology annotation, cellular component: extracellular matrix.